Molecule: messenger RNA, 1443 nt
Organism: Pestalotiopsis fici W106-1
Lineage: Eukaryota; Fungi; Ascomycota; Sordariomycetes; Amphisphaeriales; Sporocadaceae
Exons: 1
Coding region: 1-1443 (480 amino acids)
Biological process (GO): amino acid transmembrane transport
Cellular component (GO): vacuolar membrane
Molecular function (GO): amino acid transmembrane transporter activity
Source: RefSeq, a predicted model, not a curated record
AUGGAUAUCGAAAAAGGCAAAGAGAAAUGCAAAACCAGCGUCCCGUCGGGCUCAUCCAGCCCAGUAAUCGUCGGAGACGUGAUUGAGACUGAAGCCGAAGUGUUUGGCGGCGGCGAGGGCGCAGUCAAUUUUCGCAACGUGGGAUGGAUACGAGCGGCCAUGUUCAUGCUCAAGAUGACGUUUGCCACGGGCGUCUUGUCACUCCCUUCCGCCCUGAAUGAUCUGGGCGCCGUUCCUGGUGCCAUUUUCAUCCUGUUUUGGGGCUUGGUCAACAUGUACAUGGCCGUGAUCCAGGGUGAAUUCAAGCUCCUGCACCCGUCGCUGCAUACGGUCGCCGAUGGUGCAGAAAUUGCUGCACUUCAGCUCAGUUCUGGGUCCAAGAAAUGGGCACUGGUCUCCAAAGAGAUCACCGAGUUUUUGUAUCUCGUCUCUUGGAUACUUUGUACUGGACUCUCGAUUCUAGGUCUCUCCAUUGCGCUCAAUGCCGUCACUCACCAUGGCACGUGUACUGUUCUGUUUGCCUUUGUCUCUUAUAUCGUGGUUUCCACGAUUGGAAGUAUCCGAAAGAUUGAGAAGACUGCAUGGAUCACCUGGGUCGGCUUCAUUUCAAUCGUCGUGGCCAUCCUGGUGGUGCUCAUUGCAACGGCCAUCCGCGACCGACCCGCGUCCGCACCUGCCACUGGCGAUUACGACUUGGGAUUCUCGGCGUUUCCAUCAUCCAGCGUCACAUUCGCCAGUGCAUGGUCAGCCUCGCUCAUUAUCUACGCCUCCUCCGCAAACACCUCUGGCUACGUCCCGGUCAUUUCGGAAAUGAGACAACCCCGACACUACUUUCGGAGUGUCUAUGUCACCAUGACCUGGAUCAUUGUGUCGUACAUGGUCAUUGGCAUGGUCAUGUAUCGCUACGCCGGUCAGUGGCUGGCUACACCGGCACUGGGUUCGGCCGGCCCGACCAUCAAGAUUGUGUCGUAUGCCAUAUCGAUCCCGGGUCUGAUUGCAGGCGGUAUGAUUUGCGUUCAUAUCUCGGGGAAAUCCGUUUUCGUCCGGGUCCUGCGCGGCUCCAGGCAUUUGACUGCCAAUACUUGGCAACAUUGGACGGUCUGGCUCGCAUCAACCUAUGGUACAGGUCUCAUUGGCUGGUUGAUCUGCGAAGCGAUUCCCUUUUACGGGUCGCUGGUCUCUCUGAUUGGUUCCCUGGGUUUUGGGCCGUUGGGUAUUUGUCUUCCUGCCAUCAUGUGGUUCUGUAUGCAUCCCCAGUACCGCGCGGGCACACUACGUAUGAAAGUCAUGUGGUGGCUUCACGUGGCAAUCUUUGUCAUGGGUCUGUUUGUCACAAUUGGUGGUACGUUUGCGAAUGUUGUUGUAAUCAUUGAGCAGUUUCGCGAGGGCGCAGUGUCUGGAGUUUUCCAAUGUGCAGAUAACAGCAACACGGUAGAUGGAUAA